This is a messenger RNA of Symbiodinium sp. CCMP2456, 643 nucleotides long. Lineage: Eukaryota; Dinophyceae; Suessiales; Symbiodiniaceae. The record is from the annotation of a GenBank genome assembly.
AUGGGCAAGAUCGCCAGCAAGAUCUGGUCCAAAGGCUUGCUUUGUGGCCAUGGCGUACCAGAGAUGCAUGAAGAGCUGCGGCCGCUAGCUUUCUGGUCCAGGGAGGACUUACUGAAGGCCUACCAGCGCUUCCUGGAUACCGGCGAGCCUGACAUGGACUGCCACACCUUUUUGGAGGCGUUCCAGUGCUUCUCGGACACUGCCCACUCAAAGGCAGCUUUCAAGAUGUUGCACCCGAAGAAGAGCAAGGUGGACGGCAACACCGUUUUCGCCGCGGCAGUGUUGACUUCAAACCAAAGCUACAUCUCUCGGAUGUCCCUGAUCUUCAGCAUUUUCGACCUGGAUAACGACGGCCAGCUGAGCAAGCCGGAGUUCUGCAUCGCAAUCCGAUCCAUACUGGAGGGCCUUCAUCGCUGGUUUGUAGGUGUGGCCAUGCCAACGGAUGUGGAGUUAGAGGUGGCCAUGGACGACUUGUUCAAGAGGAUGGACUCCAACAGAUCCGGCUUUCUCAGCAUCGGAGAAUUCUUGGUUCAUUCCUACCGAAACCGUGACUUGCAGGAGAUGGUGAACCAUCUGCCCUGGGAGGAUAUGCGCGUCUUUGAGAGCUUGGCGAAGUUCCAGAGGAUCCCGAUCUACACGCCAG